Eublepharis macularius is the source of this 903-nucleotide messenger RNA. RefSeq names its product E3 ubiquitin-protein ligase RNF182 (gene RNF228). Bases 1 to 903 code for a protein of 300 amino acids. Gene Ontology annotation, biological process: protein ubiquitination. The record is from RefSeq and is a predicted model, not a curated record. The transcript has a single exon. Lineage: Eukaryota; Metazoa; Chordata; Lepidosauria; Squamata; Eublepharidae. Gene Ontology annotation, molecular function: ubiquitin protein ligase activity.
AUGGCCCUGCAGGAGGAGCAGCCCGGAGGCGGCGGCGGCCUAAAGGAAGGGGCUGGGCCGGCCGAAGAGGAGCCUGCCAAGGAGGAGGAGGAGGCGGCGGCAGAGGAGGGGGAAGGGGGGCCGGCGGCGGGCGGCUGGGAGGCGCACGAGUGUCGCAUCUGCUACAACCGCUUCGACCUGGAGCGGCGGGCGCCCAAGCUGCUCGAGUGCCUGCACACCUUUUGCCAGGACUGCCUGGCCCAGCUGCACCUGCGUGCCGUCCUGGCAGCCCACAGCUCGGGCAGGGGCGGCCCCGCCGCGGACGCCGCCAUCGCCUGCCCGCUGUGCAGGCACCCGACGGCCCUGCCGGACUGCCGCGUGCACAGCCUGCCGGUCAACACCAAGCUGCUGGAGCGCCUCCCGCUGCGCGCCGCCGCCGCCGCCUGGCCCGAGCUGACCGCCGGCCAACGCCGGGCGCUCCUGCAGCCGUCCCGCCAGUCCCUGCAACGCUCCCCGUCGGAGCGCGGCAGCCAAGGGGCCAUCCCCGCCGCGGUGGAAGUCCGGCACGUCCUGGCCCGGCAGUGGCCCGCGGGGCUGGGCGGCGGCUGCAGCUGCUCCGAGGGCGACCCGAGCUGGCGGCGCAAGGCGCUGAACCUGGGCUGCUUGUGCGCCGUCUUCUGCAUCCUUUCCAUGCUCCUGCUCUUCUUCGCCUGGAUGAACUGGCUGACGGGCUCCAUCUUCAUCGGCGUCGCCGUCCUUCUGCUCUUCUUCUCCACCAUGCCUUUCGCCAUGUACGGCUUCAGAAACAGGAGCGAGCCCGGGGCGCCGGGGGCCUCGCCGGCGCCCACAGCAGCCAACGGGGCGGCGCCCGGGAGCGCCACGCCCCAAAGCAGGCAGGCGGCGGACGAGAGGAACCGCUGGUAG